Coregonus clupeaformis (lake whitefish) is the source of this 1904-nucleotide messenger RNA. Its product is annotated as branched-chain-amino-acid aminotransferase, cytosolic-like. Gene Ontology annotation, cellular component: mitochondrion. The coding region runs from base 37 to 1251 and encodes 404 amino acids. Gene Ontology annotation, biological process: L-valine biosynthetic process; L-leucine biosynthetic process. Gene Ontology annotation, molecular function: branched-chain-amino-acid:2-oxoglutarate transaminase activity. The record is from RefSeq and is a predicted model, not a curated record. NCBI's taxonomy places the organism in Eukaryota, Metazoa, Chordata, Actinopteri, Salmoniformes, Salmonidae. The transcript has 11 exons.
AUCUUCCAUUAUCAUUUGCUGUAUCUUUUAAUAACAAUGAAUUCAGUGUUCAUACUAGCAUGUCUUCGGAGGACAUCUUUAUUAUUUCGUGUAAAGGCACUUCAUGGACGGUUCAUUCAAGCCAUCCCCUUCUCCUUGGGGUCGUUGCGGUUUGCCAGCUCAUUCAAGGCCGCAGACCUCACUAUCGAGCACAACACUGCGGGGAAGCCCAAGCCAGACCCCGCCUCCCUGGUGUUUGGCAAACAGUUCUCUGAUCACAUGCUGACCAUCUAUUGGUCAGAGAAAGCAGGCUGGAAGGUUCCACAGAUCAAGCCCUUUCAGAACCUGUCGUUGCACCCUGCCACCUCUGCCCUGCACUACUCCAUAGAGCUAUUUGAGGGCAUGAAGGCGUUCAGAGGGGUAGACAACCACAUCCGUCUGUUCAGACCCAACCUGAACAUGGAUAGAAUGCACCGCAGUGCUGACCGCAGCUGUCUCCCUUUGUUUGAUAAGGUGGAGCUGUUGGAGUGCAUUAGGAAGCUGGUGGAGGUAGACCAGGAGUGGGUCCCCUACUCCCUAGAAGCCAGCCUCUAUAUAAGACCCACCUUCAUUGGCAUUGAGCCUUCCCUGGGUGUGUCGAGGGCCAGCCAAGCCCUACUAUUUUGCAUCGUGGGUCCUGUAGGGCCCUACUUUACCACAGGGGCCUUCAGCCCAGUCUCUCUGCUGGCAGACCCAGGCUACGUCAGGGCCUGGAGAGGGGGGGUCGGAGCCUACAAGAUGGGGGGUAACUAUGGGCCUACUAUAGCAGUGCAGAAUGAGGCUAUAAAGCAGGGCUGUCAGCAGGUCCUGUGGCUGUAUGGAGAGCAGGAGGAGAUCACAGAGGUCGGCACCAUGAACCUCUUCAUCUACUGGACGAAUGAGGGAGGAGAGAGAGAGUUGCUGACUCCUCCUCUAGAUGGCAUCAUUCUCCCAGGAGUCACCAGACAGUGUCUGCUGGACCUGGCCAGAGAAUGGGGAGAGUUCAAAGUGACGGAGCGCACCAUGGGCAUGAAGGAGCUGCUCGGUGCUUUGGAUUCAGGCAAGAUUACGGAGGUGUUUGGUGCCGGGACGGCCUGUGUCGUCUGUCCCGUCGGCAGCCUGCUCUACAAAGGAAAGACAUACCAAAUUCCUACCAUGCAGAAUGGUCCAGACCUGGCCAAGCGAUUCCACAAAGAGCUGACGGACAUUCAGUAUGGACGGAAACAGAGUGAAUGGGCACCACUGGUCGUUUAAUUGGCAGAUUGCACAUGCCAAUCAUAUCGCGACUAGUCCUCCACUCCAUCUUCAAGACCAGCAGCUUCACCACAACCCAUAAUGCACUCCCUUUGAUAGGCUGGCUGACCGGCAGAGAUGAACAGGUCACGUCUGUUACUCUUGGUGUUUCUGCAUGGACUUUUAAAGGGAUAGGGUUAGUCUGUCAUUAAAAUGUUGGAACUUUCAUGCAAUCCCGACAGUUACACAAUACUGUAUAAGCAAUGCUGUGAAACGUCCGCAGCUUCGGUAAAACCAACCUAGUCUAGUCUGUAUUUCUGUAUUAGGGGCAAAGUCAUAUUAUUUUUCCUAUUCAGUCCUUUAUCAUACUGUAGCACAGGUUACAGAAGAGGAUCGUCCUCCAAGCUUUUUAAUAGCACAAUCACUACAUGAGAUGGCCUAUAGGGUUGUAUUGUUGUAUUGAUGUAUUGUUGUAAUAGUUUAAAUAUGCAAUACGCACAACUAUUGUAGGGUAUUACUGGUAAGUUAUGUUGGUCAUUUGGUUUAUUUGCAAUAUGGGAAGAACUUUUUACAGGUACUUAAAAGGAACACUCCCGAGUGGCUGUGCCACUAGAGAUCCUGGUUCGAGUCCAGGCUCUGUCGCAGCCGGCCGCGACCGGGAGACACAUGGGCGG